GUAUGCAAAUGCAAACAAGGAAACCUAACAAAAUUUGGUGAUACGAGAUAUAUGUAGAUUAUUUUUAUAAAGCCAAAAGCUACUGUAGGGUAUUGUGAAUCCUUGCAUAUAAAGCACAAAACAUUUACUUCCCAUCAAAAAGAUUUUAUCCCCUUUUCCCCCUCCAUCAACAAGAAGCAACUCCAUAACCCCUUUUCUUUUCUCUUUAAUUUUCCAUUCUUAUGGAGUCACACAGAAAAUUAUCAGAAGCAUCUCCAUCCGAGACCAGCUCAUGCAUCAUUUCUUCCUCAGAGACUCCAUUGGUGUUGCACAAGAUUAACAAGGAAGAAGUUGUAGUAGUCGUACAUGAUGAUGAAGAAGAAGAAGAAGAUGAUCAUGAUCAUGAUCAUAAUGAUGAUCAAGACCAAGAUCAAGAUCAAGAUCAUCGAAGAGAAGGAAAACCCAGUGAUGAUCAUGAUCUACUUCUUGAUCUAAAGUUAACAACAAGUGGUAAUGAUUGUCAUCAUCUGGGCAAUACUAAUUUCAUUAAUCAAGAAUUGAAUCUCAUUAGCUGCUUGAACAGUACUACGGGUUUAUCAUCAUCAUCAUCUUCUUCUCGAACAUCGCCUGAAACUACUAAUCGGCAUCAUCAACCUCAAGAUCAAGAUCAACAGCAAAGAGUCUUCUCCUGCAACUACUGUCAAAGAAAAUUCUACAGUUCUCAAGCUUUGGGAGGCCAUCAGAACGCCCAUAAACGAGAAAGAACCCUAGCAAAGAGAGGACAAAGACUACCCAGUUCAGCUUCAGCUUUCGGGUAUCACCAUUUCUCAACUCUUCCACCUUUCCAUGGCGGGAGAUCUCUCGGGAUUCAAGUUCAUUCAAUGAUUCACAAGCCUCCACAGAUCUUCUCCUCCUCUUCUUCUUCUUCUUCUCCCUUUUCUGUCUUUGGUAAAGGAUACGGCCAGUACCGGUCAACGACUAGGCUUCCUUUUGACCAGCAACCUGCAGUUGGGAAGCUAAUAUCAAUGGGUAAUUGCCAUCAUAUGAAUUCAUCUUCAACGCCACAGUCCCGUUCCGGUGUUUGCCGGUUCAACGUAGUGAAGUCCACGACGGCGGUUGGUUCGCCGGCUGCCGCAGCGGAUGAGGCAUGGCGGUUUGGUGGUGGGUUAUUGAGUACAAGUAGUAAUCAAGAAGAGUUGCAGAAGCUCGACUUGUCCCUGAAGCUCUGAAGUUAAAA
This is a messenger RNA of Carica papaya (papaya), 1216 nucleotides long. Its product is annotated as zinc finger protein 3-like. The record is from RefSeq and is a predicted model, not a curated record. Gene Ontology annotation, biological process: negative regulation of abscisic acid-activated signaling pathway. NCBI's taxonomy places the organism in Eukaryota, Viridiplantae, Streptophyta, Magnoliopsida, Brassicales, Caricaceae.